UAACAUCACAAUGUGGCUGCUCAUCUCCCUGAUCUCCCUCUAUGGAGUCUUUAUCUUUGUAACAAAGGCUGCAGAAAUUCAGAGCCUACGCCAGACCAUCUCUGCUGAACUUGGAGCUUCAGUUUCUCUUCAGUGUUCUGCUCCAGAAAAGAUGUCUCUAGUCUACUGGUACAAACAAUCUGUUGGAAAGAAACCCCAACUUCUAGUAACUGUUCCCAAAUAUGGAUCUGUGGAAUUCUAUGAAUUUAAUGCUGGCAUAAUGAGCUUUGGAGAAGGAAUUCUGCUUAUUUUACAAGAUGCUGAAUAUGGCCACCACACUAUUCUCCAGAAGCCCAUGUCAUACCAAGGUCGUCAAGGAGACAGUGUAAAUUUUCAGUGCACAAUCCACACCAAUGUAUCUCAUGGAGAUCACCGUGUGUACUGGUUCAGACAUGGAUCAGGAGAAUCCCAUCCAGGAAUCAUUUACACUCAUGGAAACAGGAGUGAUGAGUGUGAGAAAAGCUCUGAGACUGAUUCUCCUACACAGAGCUGCGUCUACAAACUCCCCAAGAGAAACCUCAGCCUCUCUGAUGCUGGAACUUACUACUGUGCUGUGGCUGCAUGUGGACAGAUUCUGUUUGGCAACGGCUCAAAUCUAAAAGUUGAAGAGCACUGUGAGGAGAAUCAUCUCCUUCUCUAUUCACUAGUGGCAACAUUAGCUCUAUUCUUGGUUUUAAUAGUGGUAUUUCUUGUCAUCCCCAUUAACAAAAGGAAGAGUAUAUGUUGCCAGAAGUGCAGAGAAUUAUCAUCUUUGCCAAAUAAUGACCCCUCGAUCCCGAGGGUUGAUGUGCAGGAGGAAGAAGAAGACACACUGAACUAUGCAGCACUCAAUUUGGUCAAGAAGAAAGCCAAAAGCAGGAGAGAGAGGAAACCUGAAGAGUCAGUCGUUGUCUAUUCUUCAGUUAGAUGUAAAAAUGCCCAAAUGACUUAGCUUUUAUUAUAGUUUUAGUGUAUUCUGAAUGCUUUUAGUGAAGUUUUCCCAACAUCUUUCCUUAAAGAUUUUUUUUAAGUUGGUUCAGUCUCUGUCUGCCUGUAGUCUUCUUUGAUUUUGCAAUUACCUCUGUCAAAGUUUAAAGCUGCAUUCAAGUCAAAAAUGGGAAAAUACCAGUUUUCUCACCUGUAAUUGUGUUCAAAUGGCCAACAAAGUUUCAUACACAACUGGUAAAAUCAGAAUUCCAGAUCGCACACAAGUUUACGAGACAUAAUGCAACCUUUCACCUUUUACAUUAGGGAAAAUGCUAACCUUGGAGUGAAUGUUAAAAAAUGCAUGACUCAUGAACUUCUAUUAGAUCUAUGUGCUUUAAAACACAACAAAUAA
Molecule: messenger RNA, 1357 nt
Organism: Pygocentrus nattereri (red-bellied piranha)
Lineage: Eukaryota; Metazoa; Chordata; Actinopteri; Characiformes; Serrasalmidae
Exons: 7
Coding region: 11-970 (319 amino acids)
Biological process (GO): response to bacterium
Source: RefSeq, a predicted model, not a curated record